Molecule: messenger RNA, 2940 nt
Organism: Linnemannia hyalina
Lineage: Eukaryota; Fungi; Mortierellomycota; Mortierellomycetes; Mortierellales; Mortierellaceae
Source: the annotation of a GenBank genome assembly
AUGGCAAAGUCAGCCCUCUACCGCCUCAAGUCCUCCCUCAAAGAGGCCGGGGCCAUCGGCCCAAACUCUAGGGCAUCCCUCUCCAAAAAGGACCGGAAAAAGGGCCGCCCCACCGCCGCCUCUGCAAAGAAUGAUCUCAACAAAAAGCUCGCCCACAUCAAGGAGGCCAUGAACCCAUUCGAGAUGAAGGUCACCAAGCAGAAAUACGAUAUCCUCGGACGCAAGACCAAGGGCGUUGAUGGCAAGCCUACGCUUUCUAAGCAAGUCGGCGAAGAAAACCGUCGCAAGACGUUGCUUCAGGAACUGCAAAAGAAGAACAAGGCCGGAGGCCUUAUCGAUAAGCGUUUCGGAGAGGACAACCCCAACAUGACACCCGAGGACAAGAUGCUGGAGCGUUUCACCCGGGAAAAGCAGAGCCGCGCCAAGGGCGGAGCCAUGUUCAACCUGGAGGAGGAGUCCGACCUGACCCAUUAUGGUCAAUCGCUGGCUGGAUUGGACGACUUUGACGAGGAUGGUCUCGGAUACAGCGAUGAUGAUGACGAGAACCGCGGUGCAAUCGGAGGCGAUAUUGUCAGCCAUAGCCAUUUCGGAGGAUUCGACGAGGCAGGACCCGAGGAGACACAUGAGGAUGGCCGCCCCAAGACUAAGGCCGAGGUGAUGAGAGAGGUCAUGGCCAAGUCAAAGUUCCACAAGCACGAACGUCAGAAGGAGAAAGAGGAAAUUGACGACAUUACAAAGGAGCUGGAUGACGAGCUCGACAGUAUUCGUGGACUCCUUGGAUUCGCAGAUCAGGCCGCAGAGGAGCGUCGGCCCAAGCGUGCCCCUCUUCCUUCCCAGAAGAGUGCUGCCAACCGUGCCAUUGACCGUAUUGCCGAUGAGGAGAAGGAGAGGCAGAAGCAGGAUCGUGAUAGCGGUAUCCUGGACAAGGACUUUGACGACAGCUACGACAAGCAUAUUCGCGAGCUCGCCUUUGACAGACGUGCGAAGCCCCAGGAUCGUUUGAAGACCGAGGAGGAGAUCGCUCAGGAGGAGGUCGAGAAGCUCGAGAAGGCUGAGAAAGCUCGUAAGCGUCGUAUGGAUGGUCUCUCGGACGAGGUUGAUCCCAAGGAACAGGGAGGAUUCAAGAAGAGGAGAAAGGCCACACCUGCUGCCGAUGAUCUCGAUGACGACUUUGCUCCUGAGGAUGACCUGUUUGGUCUUGGAACCGGCAUGGAUGUUGGCGAGGAGGAGUUCAAGGGUGUCAAGCCCGGCAGAAUGCCCAGCAAGAAGCGCAGGACAAUCAAGGUCGAUGUCGAUUCUGAAUCCGAGGAGGCCGAGGAGGGCGAUGAGGAGGAGGAGGGUGAUGAGGAAGAAGGCAGCGAAGGUGAAGAGGACGAGGACGAGGAUGAAGAAGAUGACGAUGAGGAGGGCGAUUCCGAGGACGACUUUUCUGACUUGGAUAUGUCGAUGGAGAGGCCCACCAAGAAGUCGAGCACAGCAGAGGAGGAGGAUGACGAGGACGACAUGAAUGACAUGAGCGCAGCAAAGUCCAAAAAGUCGACCAAGUCUGAGAAGAAGGCCAAGGCCACCGCCGAUGCCGCGGCCGCAGCUUCCGAGCUGCCCUUCACUUUCCCUUGCCCAACCUCGCUCGGCCACUUUAUGACGAUCAUCGACGGCAUCGAUAUGAAGGACGUCCCCACGGUUGUCCACCGUAUCCGCGCCCUCUACCACCCCAAGCUCUCGCCCCAGAACAAGGAAAAGAUGCAGGUCUUUUACCCCGUCUUGCUCGACUACAUCUUCCAGAUCUCUGUCUCCGAGACCAAAUUCCCCACCGGUGCUCUCAACACCCUCGUCCGCCACAUCUACGCCAUGACCUCCCAGCUGGGCGACCAUGCAACCUCGUGCAACCUUGGCUUUUUGGAAGCCUUUGAGAGCGAACUUCAAAUGGAUCUUGCAUCUGGUGCUCGGUCAGGAUUUCCCAAGGGCGACAAGUUGUGCUUCCUCCGGGUUCUCGGCCAGAUUUACUCGACAUCGGAUUUCCAGCAUCAGGUCAUCACCCCUGCCCAGUUCUUGAUGAGCCAGUACCUCGGACAGUGCCAGGUCGGAUCGGUCAAGGAUAUUGCCUCGGGACUGAUGCUCUGCAACCUGUUUUUGGACUACCAGACUCUUUCGAAGCGUGUUGUACCUGAGGCCAUCAACUUUUUGAGCUCAUCCUUGGUCUACCUGGCCCCCAAGGGUACCUUCAGCGAGGAUGUGGAUGAGCUCCCCGGUUCGUUCCCUAUUCAGGAUGUCAACAUUGCUGCUAUUCAGAUGACCACCAAGGGUUUGAAAUCCGUAGAAGUCGAGCGUCUUUCGAUCAACAUGUUCAAGCUCAAGGACACUGCCCUCGAGAAGAACACCUACAGGGUAGCGGCAAUGUCAGCAGCAGCAGAUAUCCUCCACAAGUACGCCAUCCUUUACGCAUCCACAACAGCAUUCUCAGAAAUUUUCCAAGGCCCCCUUGGACUCCUCGAGAGGCUCUCAACUGUCCCCGAAUUCUCCCCCAGCCUCAAGUCCCAACUCGUCAAGACCCAAGACCGGAUCCAAAAACUCCAAGGAUUCUCCACAGACAGUCGUACACCCUUGCAACUGCAAGCCCACAAACCCGUGCCCAUCGCGUCCUAUGUGCCCAAGUUCGAGGAGGGUUACUCGUUGGACAAGCAUUACGACCCGGAUGUGGAGCGUUCUCAGGCUCACAAGCUAGAGGUCCAGUACAAGAAGGAGAAGAAGGGCGCCAUUCGCGAGUUGAGAAAGGAUGCACAGUUUGUUGCACGCGAGAAGCUGCGUGUCCAGCGCGAGAAGGAUACAGAGUACAAUGCAAAGAUCAAGGGUAUCAUGUCGGGACUCGAGGCCGAUCAGGGCGAGAAGAAUGCAGAGACCAGGAUGAAGCAGGCCAAGAAGAACAAGGGCAAGCGGAACUAA